Molecule: messenger RNA, 162 nt
Organism: Peronospora matthiolae
Lineage: Eukaryota; Oomycota; Peronosporomycetes; Peronosporales; Peronosporaceae
Source: the annotation of a GenBank genome assembly
AUGCCAGACGAGGCAAAUGAUUCAGGUUCAACUGGCCUCAGUGGGACCGCCAGCUCGUACCUCUGGCAUCUUCGACUUGGACAUAUUGGCCAUGGCGGUCUAGACUUCAUUGUCAAGAAGGGCUACGGUAUCGGCAUCAACAUCGCUUCUGUAAAACAGUAG